AUGGCUAUGCUAGCUGUCAAACGGUGCCUCUCCCUUUCCAUCUCACCCAACAUAUCAUCCUACAGACGAUUUUAUGCCCAAGAUCUCUUCUCUUAUACUUCUGGUCGAUUUCUCUUCAAUGAAGAUCUCCGUUUGCGCGAGCGCUACGUAGAGUUCAAUCCCGAUGCCCUUCUCCGAGAAGCCGAGAAGCACCUUGGAUCUGACCAUGGGCGCGCGGCUCGCAUUACCAAAUAUGCCGAAGGCGGUUUCAAUCGAGUUUUCCUGUUGACCAUGGACGAUGGAUACGAAGUCAUUGUAAAGAUUCCAUACCGUAUCGCUGGCCCAAAAUACUAUGCAACUGCCAGCGAAGCUGCUACCUUACAAUACCUCCAUUCCAAAGCUGUUCCUGUGCCUAAAUUGUAUGGAUAUUCUUCUUCUGAAGAUAACCCUGUCGGUGUGGAAUAUAUCAUCAUGGAGAAGGCCCCGGGUGUGAGCCUCGAGAGCAGAUGGCUGAGCAUGAGCAAGCGCGAAAGACAUAGGUUUGCUUCAAGUUUUGUUGAAAUUGAAAAGAAAUUUUUCGACAUUCCUUUUGGAUCGAUUGGUAGCAUAUACUUCAAAAAGGACGUUCCUUCUGAACUUCAAGGGGCAUUGUAUGCCACCAAGGCUGGAAGCAGCCAAGCUUCAGAAGCAAAUACAUUUUGCAUUGGACCGACGGCGGAUUAUAUGUUCUGGUAUGGAAGAAGAGCUGGUCUCGAUAUCUACCGUGGACCAUGGAAUAACCCAAAAGAGUAUCUUGAAUCCAUUGCAACAAAAGAAAUUGAAUGGACCCGGCGGUACGGGAACCCAGUCGAGCUUGACUUCCCCCAUAACGGCGUCUUCCCGGGCGAGAAGCAGCCAGAGGAUUAUGUCCGUCUUCUAGAAAAAUACCUUGCGUUGGCACCAUAUCUACUUCCAAAAGACACUGAUAGUCCGCUUAAUCGGCCUACUCUUCGUCACCCAGACUUGAAUCCAAAUAACAUUUUCAUUUCACCCGAUUCUGGCGCCAUCUCAUGCAUCAUUGACUGGCAGCACACGACAAUCGAGCCACGCCUUUUAGUCGCAGGUUAUCCACGUGCCUUUGAGAACCUAGAUCUCGAACAAUCUCCCCACCUUAAAGAACCAUCGCUUCCACUCGAGUACGAAACGCUUCCGGCCGAGGAAAAGGCCGAAGCGGACGGACUUUAUCGACGACGCCUCCUCUUUUACUACUAUCGCAUUUUCAACGGCCAUUUGAACAAGCCACAUCUCGAAGCGCUGCGCGACCCAAUUCUGCUUCCUCGCCAGCAUCUUGUGGACAGGGCAGGCAGGCAAUGGAGCGGAAACUUGAUGACUCUGAAGGGAGCUUUGGUCCGCAUGGCUGAGUAUUGGCCUCAUUUGCCAGAUACAAAUGGCAUACCGUGUCCCGUGCAAUUUACUGAUGCUGAGCUGGAUGGAUUUGCAGAGCAAGAAGAAUUAUGGUUCAACCUGAAUAAACUCGUGAAUCAUUGGCGCGAGGAAAUCGGUGGUGUGAGUGAAGAUGGCUGGGUAAGUAAUGAAGCGUAUGACGACGCCGUGAGGAAAGUGGCAGAGCUUAAGGAAUCGCUUGUAGCACAGGCAGAGGGAGAUGAGGAGGAUAUCCGUCUACUGGAGAGAGGUUGGCUCUUUAGAGACCGCGAAGAGGUUGAUUAG
Molecule: messenger RNA, 1686 nt
Organism: Xylona heveae TC161
Lineage: Eukaryota; Fungi; Ascomycota; Xylonomycetes; Xylonales; Xylonaceae
Product: kinase-like protein
Exons: 4
Coding region: 1-1686 (561 amino acids)
Cellular component (GO): mitochondrion
Source: RefSeq, a predicted model, not a curated record